Molecule: messenger RNA, 533 nt
Organism: Perognathus longimembris pacificus (Pacific pocket mouse)
Lineage: Eukaryota; Metazoa; Chordata; Mammalia; Rodentia; Heteromyidae
Product: 2-Hydroxyacid oxidase 2-like
Exons: 4
Coding region: 35-496 (153 amino acids)
Molecular function (GO): FMN binding; oxidoreductase activity
Source: RefSeq, a predicted model, not a curated record
GGCCAAGGCUGUGCCUUCCUCUCUGCUGGCUGCCAUGAAUGCAUUCUUCUGCUGGGAUCACAUCCCUUGGCUUCAGAGCCUGACUCGAUUGCCCAUCAUCCUUAAAGGGAUCCUGACAAGAGAGGAUGCAGAGUUAGCAGUGAAGCACAAUGUUCAAGGCAUCCUUGUUUCCAACCACGGAGGGAGGCAGCUUGAUGAAGUUCCUGCUUCAAUUGAUGCCCUGGCAGAAGUGGUGGCUGCUGUUCAAGGGAGAAUGGAAGUGUACCUGGAUGGUGGGGUUCGAACUGGCAACGAUGUGUUGAAAGCCCUGGCCCUUGGAGCUAAAUGCAUAUUUCUUGGGAGACCAAUCCUGUGGGGUCUUACCUGCAAGGGUGAAAAGGGUGUUGAGGAAGUCUUGAACAUUUUAAAAGAGGAGUUCCGCACUUCUAUGACCCUUACAGGCUGCCGAUCCAUUGCCGAGAUCAACCGGGACCUGAUUCAGCUCUCCAGGUUGUAAGAACCCCACAACAUGAUAUGCAAUGCUGGUCUGCCUA